Linum trigynum is the source of this 963-nucleotide messenger RNA. The record is from the annotation of a GenBank genome assembly. Lineage: Eukaryota; Viridiplantae; Streptophyta; Magnoliopsida; Malpighiales; Linaceae.
AUGGUCUUCGCAAUUACAUACACUGGUACCCUGUUUUUUGAGCCUAUUCCCUCCAACUAUCAUCGACACAUCCAAAGCUUUGCGUCGCGUCCCUUUCUGCCCUCUUAUCAUGUACCUUUUCCUGAACUCGUGGAAUUGGGUCUUGAUGUUCAUGGGUUUGUUCGCAACUUAGGAUGGGAAUUCCUCCUUAACCAGCCCUUUUCUUCCCUUAUUUGUCCCGAUCUGGUCCGAUAUUUCUUUUCAAACUUUCGCUCUCCCGGGCUGGCUUCCCGCUCUUUUUCAUCCAUAGUGUUCGGUCAUCUGUUCACUCUCCAUCUCGAUGACCUGUCCGAGACUCUUCAUAUCCCUCGCGUUGGAGAAGCUCUCGCUGAUGCUUCAGAGCUGGAGCUCUUUGCUUUCCAAUACCCUGAUGAGUUCCACCAACUUACUGGUGUCCUGCCUGCCUCUGGUAUGUUCAUGCCAGUCUCUGCACUGUUGCCAUCUCUUCGGCUGCUUCACUACUGCAUCACUCGUCUGUUUGUCCCUCGUGCUGAAUCCUUGGAUCUAGUCCUCCCACUAGAUCUUUGGAUUAUGUCUCAUGCCGUCCAUGGGGUCCCCCUUGACUAUGCUCACCUGGUCUUUGGGCAACUUUUGCGUCUCAGUGAUGCUGCUCUGACUGGUCCUUUAGCUUUUGGACCUCUGGUCACAUCCUUGCUCCUUGAACUACACCUCCACCUUUCACCGUUUCUCACUGUGACGCCAUCCCUGUACCCUCUCGCUUAUCAUAUUCUGGAUGAUCUGGAGAUUGCCGUUGAAGGGGAGAAUGCUGUUGAAGGGGAGACUGAUGUCGUUUGGGUAAGCAGCAGCUCUGAUGAUAGCAGCAGCAGUGGAAGUUCUGAUGAUGGACCUGGGCUGGAACCGUUUGUCGAAGCCCUCCAGGCUCUGUUAGAAUAUGGGUCUGACGAUGUCAGCGAUGGUGCUUAA